Molecule: messenger RNA, 1402 nt
Organism: Triticum urartu
Lineage: Eukaryota; Viridiplantae; Streptophyta; Magnoliopsida; Poales; Poaceae
Product: mediator of RNA polymerase II transcription subunit 22a
Biological process (GO): regulation of transcription by RNA polymerase II
Cellular component (GO): mediator complex
Molecular function (GO): transcription coregulator activity
Source: RefSeq, a predicted model, not a curated record
GUCUCAAAAAAGAAGAAAAAAACGCACGGGGGACAGCCGCACCGAGCCACUGCCUCCCGGUUCUGCGCUCUCUGCCGCUCCCGUCCCCCCGAUCUCGCCGGCUCGCGGCCUACCUCGCCGGAAGCCGUCGCCCCCCUGCCCCCCGGCGCCACCCCUCCCGCCGUGCUCCUGCCAGCGGGUGCCCGCCGCUCGCCGGUUGUCCCGCGAUGAGCAAGCCAGGCGGCAGCGCUGGCGGCGCCACGGCGGGCCCGACGGCGGCGGCCGCGGCCGCUGCGGCGCAGAAGCAGCGGGCGCUCCUCCAGAAGGCCGACGCCGACGUCAGCAGCCUCGUCGACAACUUCUCCGCCCUCAUCAACAUCGCCCGCGUCAACGACCCGCCCGUGCGCAACUCGCAGGAGGCGUUCCAGAUGGACAUGCGCGCCUCCCGCAUGGUGCAUUCAGCAGACUCUCUGUUGAAACUAGUAUCGGAACUUAAGAGGACAGCUAUCUUUUCUGGGCUUUCUUCUUUGAGUGAGAAUGUUGAUAGGAGGAUUGAAGUGCUCAGUCAACAGGCAGAGGAGACAGAGAGAAUGCUGGAGAGGAUUGGGCAGGAAGCAGCAGCAAGCCUUAAGGAGUUGGAGGCACAUUACUACUCGUCUGUUGUGCGGACUCCGCUCUAUGAUUGAGGUAGCCCCCAUGCCCAUCUUGAAUCAGGCUACCAUUCCAGGCAGCGCCAACAUCGGUGAUCGGAGAGUGUCCAGGACAGAUGUUGGGCUUGCGGCCAUCUGGGCGCCAUGCACAUGUAGCUUGUGAAAGAGCAAAGGUUCAUCGCGCCUCACCCCCACUCCAGUAGCUCUGGUUCCUGCACCAUUGUCUGAAGUCGUUGGCAGAAGAGAUCUGUCUGCUCCAGCAUGUGCUCCUUGAAUAUCAAGCGCCAUCUUCUGAUUGUUCUUAAAAUCAGCGACCAAAUCUGUUUCAAAGAUAGCCAGACGACACCGUUAAAUACCAAACUAUUCCUGUGCUUCCACAAAGCCCAGAGUGUAGCAGCUACAAUAGUAUUAAACACAUCAAGUCUUUUUCCAGCAAUCCAAUAUGAAGAAACAGAUUCCAUAUUGGUGCCCACUGGUUUGGCAAGGAAGCUACUGACUUCCUUCCAAACCAUUUUGGCCACCAAACAAUCAAAAAGAAGGUGUUGAACACUUUCAUUUUCAGAACAGAAAACACAGUUUAAAGGCUUGUUCAUCAUUCUCUUCUGCAAGUUAUCUCUAGUCAUGAUCUUACUAUAUGAAACUAGCCAGAGGAAAAUGUGAAUUCUGGGGGGAACAACCAGCUUCCAAACUGCAGGAAUAAAAACUGGUGUCACACCUCUGUAGUUAAUAAUAGCAUACAGAGAGCUAGUGGUGUAAGUGCCUGAGGCGUUGUA